This is a messenger RNA of Penicillium mononematosum, 1488 nucleotides long. It is a transcript of the gene irs4, whose product is annotated as protein irs4. The record is from RefSeq and is a predicted model, not a curated record. The coding region runs from base 1 to 1488 and encodes 495 amino acids. Lineage: Eukaryota; Fungi; Ascomycota; Eurotiomycetes; Eurotiales; Aspergillaceae. Gene Ontology annotation, molecular function: protein binding. The transcript has a single exon.
AUGAAUGGCGAGGCUGCUUCCGCGAACCAGCGGUUGGGUGUGGCCCGGAAUGACGCCUUACAAGGCGCCACGCUUGCAUUCCAACGCUCUAGGGAUCCCUCACCCAAUGUGAAGGCUAGAUCGCCUGCAACUGCUGCAAUGACAGGCGAACAUCAUCCUUUGGAUCAUCAGAGGACUGGAUCCGACGCCCCAGAAGUGGGCUCUGUAAAGGAUAAGAUCGGGAGAUUGACAAGACCACUUUCGCCUCCAGCCAGUACAUCACCAAGUGUGAGGGGACGAAGUUCAGCCGCCUCUCUCUCCUCAGCCUCCCAAAUUGCGGCACGGCUCGCUGCGUCAAGGUCCCCCGGGCGGGACAUCAGUGCCCCGUCCACAACUGCCAGACUUGGCGCAGGUGCAGUAAGUGCGAGCCGGGUGCCACCCUCGCCAGAAAAGCGACGGCUACCAGCAUCAGCCUCUCCUGGCUCGAUCCAAGGGAGACAUAGUCCCUUAGAUCGCGUGCUGCACGAAAAUGGCUUGAAGUCCGACUCAGAUUUGCCUAUCUACGGGCGCUCUCCCUCCCGACAAUCCAAGACUACUCUGGAUGAUCAGGAAAGUCGAGGGUCGAGCCUCCAUCCCUCCUUAGAGUCUCGGAAUUCUUCUGCGCAGCCAGAUGGGCUGAAACCAACGCUUCCGCCGCGUGUGCCGCCAUCACGAGGGUCUACCAGAAACCAUGGGGUUGUUGCAACACCCCUGCGACCUUUGACACCGAGCGAGGUAUCUAUAUCAAGCCAGUCACACACGAGUACUUCUAGCACGAUAGAUGACUCUAUUGGAAUGAGCGAGGAAGGCCUCUCCAAUGCUAUUAUCGCCUCAUCCCUAGCUUCAGCACGAGCAUCCCCAUCUAUCAAAGCUCCUCCGCCAGUUCCUCCGCAGCGGCGAGGGGCGCGAUCCAUUCUACAUAUGGCGCACCAAUCCAACAGCGAUCUAUCAAGGACACCAAGUCCACCAAAAAGCAUGCCGAUGACACUCCGCGGCAUACCGAAACCCACCGAGGCCGACCACCGAAAACACAGAAACCCCCUGCACAAACACCCCCACAAACACAAGGAGGGGGACCGUAAGCGCUGGCGACGCGAGGUCACCGAGAAGGAACGCAAACGUUACGAAGGUGUUUGGGCCUCUAAUAAAGGGCUUCUCAUCCCUCCUGAUCCUAGUGGAACCGGACCAUGGCCACCUAAUGCCUCGGAUAUGGUGCUCAACCUGGUGGUCCGGGAAAUUUGGUCCCGCAGCCGCCUGCCAGAGGCAAUCUUGGGGCAAGUGUGGGAUCUAGUCGAUCACCAACAUAUCGGACUCUUAAUUCGCGAAGAAUUCGUGGUCGGAAUGUGGUUGAUCGACCAGUUCUUGAAGGGACACAAGCUCCCUGUAAAAGUCCGGGACAGUGUCUGGGAUAGCGUACGGCAUGUUGCGGGUAUUAAGCUACCCCUUGGGAAAGACAAGGCCCAUGCUUAA